AUGGGAGCUGGAAUGACGAGUCCUAUUGUACAGGCAGCAGAUAAGAACGAGAAUGUGAUGAGCCUAAAGACGGAAGAUGAGAUUGAGCAAGAGGCGUGCAGUGGAAAGAUAUGGCCGGCAACGAGGAUCAGGAUAGCCAGCUGCGAAUGGAAGCUGUGGGGAUCGAUGGCAGCGAUUUUUGCAAUACAGGUGUAUGUGUAUUCGUUUGCAAGGAUUUUGAAAGACUCGUUUGUGGCGUCUAGGCAACUGCCUGUGGCGAUAUCGUAUUUGAAGACGUGUGUAGUGCUGCCGGUGUCUAUAAUAGCGACGGGGGUAGUGCAGAAGAUGCUUAUGAAGAAUAGCAUAUCGAAGGUGUUUGACUACACGCUGAUUUGUUUUGCAAUGGUGUUUCUUUUGGUGGGAGCAGUAGGGUUUCCGUUUUCUUACUGGCUUCAGCCGAGUAUGUACCGAUCGCGAGAUGUAUUUGCAGAUGAGAAGAUGUCGUGCAAGGGGUUUGAGUUUUUGUUUGCGAUAUCGCUGAUACUGAACGAGUGGCUGACGAGUUUGGUGUACUUGGUGGCGGAGCUGUUUGGGUCGCUGAUCGUGCAGUUUAUGUUUCUUGCGUUUGCAAAUGAAGUUUUGACAGUGCGGCAGUCGCUAAGGUUUACGCCGCUGUUCUACAUUAUGUCGAAUAUAUGCCUGAUUCUUUCUGGAGGAACGGGGAAGACGUACCAGAGCAAAUCACGCGAAUGGAACUAUGAGCAGAAGAGUUUUGCAACCAAUUCGUUUUUUGUAUUGUUUGGUGGACUGACUGGGAUAUCGUAUUUGAUCAAGAAGUAUAUGGAGAAUGGGAUUUUGAAGAAGCAGCUGUUUAUCAGGACUGAGGGGGUCAAGAAGAAGGUGGGGAAGAAGUCUGCAGCUAGUUUUUCUGAGAGUAUUAAGCUGAUGGCGCAGUCGAAGUUUUUGAUUGCUAUGGUGUUUAAUGCGCUAUUCUACUAUUCGGGAACGAACUGGAUUGAGUCGUCAUGGAAGAAUGGGCUGACUGUAGCUGCGGAGGCGAAGAAUAAGAACAAGGGAGACUAUAUGUCCGACCUGAUGUCUGGAGAGCAGCUUAUUGUUGGGGCGCUUGUUGCGUUUGUGCUUCUGACUCCAAUUGCGACGCUUGUGCAGACACACGGAUGGGCGAUGAUGGCCAUAGUCCCACCGAUUGUGGCGAUGAUUUCUGCCAUAGUUGUGUUUGGGUCGGCGUUCUACAACUAUCCCAACGGGUCUACAUACAAGCCGAUUUUGUUUUCGUCGGUGUUUAAGGGAUACACGCCGAACUUUGAUAUUGAAACAAAGUGGGGAAUGUAUUGCGUGAGUGGAAUGAAGAUUGCAAAGUAUGCGUUCUAUGACAUUGCGAAGGAGGCGAUUUCUCUUCAGAUUGAUCCUCUGUACAGAGCAAGGCUGAAAGCAGUGUAUGAUGGGCUGAGUGGAAAGCUUGGAAAGUCAAUAGGAGCAUUCUAUGCAAUGUUCUGGUCGUUUAUGGGAUAUAACGAUGUGAGGGCAGCAGCGCCGUUUACGCUUUCUAUAUUUGGGGUGAUCUUUCCGAUAUGGAUCUACAUGAUUAUGUAUCUGAACAAGAGCUAUAGCAACUCCGUGCAGACAUCUACCUUUAUUGGUCUCGACUUGAUUUCUGAGAAGAAAGAGCAGCUUUAA
This is a messenger RNA of Ordospora pajunii, 1677 nucleotides long. Its product is annotated as TLC ATP/ADP transporter. Gene Ontology annotation, cellular component: membrane. The transcript has a single exon. The record is from RefSeq and is a predicted model, not a curated record. NCBI's taxonomy places the organism in Eukaryota, Fungi, Microsporidia, Ordosporidae. Gene Ontology annotation, biological process: nucleotide transport. Gene Ontology annotation, molecular function: ATP:ADP antiporter activity. Bases 1 to 1677 code for a protein of 558 amino acids.